Molecule: messenger RNA, 812 nt
Organism: Zea mays
Lineage: Eukaryota; Viridiplantae; Streptophyta; Magnoliopsida; Poales; Poaceae
Exons: 1
Coding region: 142-432 (96 amino acids)
Source: RefSeq, marked validated
CACACUACUUCUCACGAUCCUAGCUAGCCACCUCCCUCGAUUCACAAGUCACAGGGACAACGGCUGGUUAGCUUCUGAGAUUUCUCAAAACCACUCUACUACCAACUAGUGCUCUAGCCUCUUUCAAGCUAAGUUGUACCCAUGGAAGGCAUCAUCCCGUUCAUCUUCAAGGUCAUAGCGCAGUACAAAGAAGAAGGACAGGCUGCCUCCUUCGGUGGCAUGGCCUCCGACGGUUCUGUCGAAUCCUCCCCGCCGGUGUCGUCGUCGUACGUGCUCCUGCCUAGUGACUCCGACCGGCGCCACCGCGACGAGAGGAACGACGACGGCCGGCCGGUCUGCCCGACGUCGUCCGUGGACUCCGGGGCCGUCACCACCUGCACCGCGAGACCGUCUCCGCUCCGGUGCUCGUCGACGCUGCGCCGGCGAGCCUAGGAUGGUGAAUUUUGCAGGUUUGGCAACACCAACCGGUGCCUCGGAAGAUAAAACCAAGUGGUAUACUCUGGGAAAGGAGCUUUUUAUGCCUCGCUAGUCGCAAUGAGUCAGGAGUCUCAAAGGAGGCUUCGCAAGUUAAUCAUCAAGGGCUUUUGUAGAGUGAAAAAUAAACAGCAACCAAUAUAUAACCGGCAUGUGCGCAACAGCGGUCUGAUGCAUGUAAUAUACAUCAUGGUCGUAGGAACCGCGUUGUACUUCUAUAUGAUUAUCGAGUAGUCAUUAGGUGCAACCAUACAAGUAGCUCUUUUGGUCCGUUAGACCUAGAUUCAAUCGUAUGUGCAAUCGUGGUUUGUUAGAGACUUUUUUUUAUAAAACUAUAA